Staurois parvus is the source of this 342-nucleotide messenger RNA. The record is from the annotation of a GenBank genome assembly. Lineage: Eukaryota; Metazoa; Chordata; Amphibia; Anura; Ranidae.
CCCUUCCAGUCCGGACACUUCCCCCCCUUCAGUCCGGACACUUUUCCCCCCCUUCCAGUAUCCGGACACUUUCCCCCCCAUUCCAGUCCGGACACUUUCCCCCCCUUCCAGACCGGACACUUUCACCCCCUUCCAGUCCGAACACUUUCCCCCCCUUCCAGUCCGGACACUUUCCCCCCCUUCCAGACCGGACACUUUCCCCCCCUUCCAAACCGGACACUUUUACCCCCUUCACUGAACCAGCGGCAAUUUUCAGCUUUCAGCGCUAUCACACUUUUGAAUGACAAUUGCGCGGGUCAUUUGCGCAACCCUGUACCAAAAUGAAUUUUUUACCAUUUUUUU